UUGAGUGCCUACCGCGCCGGUCGGCUCGUGGCUCCUUCCGAAGUUUUUGAAGAGUGACGUCAUCAAAUGGCGUCGAACUGCGCUUCUGGAAUGUAUUAAUGGCGAACGACAACCGACAUUUGCAAGCUGGAAAAAACAGCGAAAGUGUGCGUUAAAACGUUAAAUGACACACAGCACAGGAUAAGCAAAGCAGGGCGGCAUGGAUGACAUCAACUUACACUACAGGUACCUGAAUUGGCGGCGGAGGAUCCGUGAGAUCCGUGAAGUGCGUGCAAUGCGCUUUCAGGAGCGCUACAAACGGAUGCUGAAGGAUGGAGACACUCUGAGUUACCAAGGGAACUCCGAUGAGGUUGGCUGCUAUGUGGCUCCCCGGCCUUUAUCCAAAGGGAACUGCUACUUUGAGGUGACGAUCAUGGACACAGGUGUAAGAGGCACCAUUGCUGUGGGUCUGGUGCCACAAUUCUAUAAGCUGGAUCACCAGCCAGGCUGGCUACCGCACUCAGUUGCAUACCAUGCCGAUGAUGGCAAGCUAUACAACGGUAACACUGUGGGGCAACAGUUCGGGCCCAAAUGCAGUCGUGGCGACCGGAUAGGCUGUGGCAUUCACAUGGAUUCUUUUGAGGCAGGCCUCACAACGGUUUUCUUCACAAAAAAUGGUAAAGAGGUGGGCUCAGUUGUGAUCCCUGCAUCACCAGACGGGCUUUUCCCUGCUAUUGGUAUGCAUUCCUUGGGGGAAGAGGUACGGCUGGAUCUGCAGGCAGAAUGGGGCCCUGAUGAGGAUGACAGCGUGAUGAUGGUGGACAGUCAUGAGGAUGACUGGGGCCGUCUCCAUGAUGUGCGAGUCAGUGGCAUGGUGCUGGAGUACACAGGAAAGGGGAAAAGCAUCAUGGACGUGGGCCUGGCUCAAGCUCGGCAGUCUCUCAGCACAAGAAGCCACUACUUUGAGGUGGAGAUUGUAGACCCUGGAGAGAAGUGUUAUAUCGCCCUUGGCUUGGCACGCAGGGACUACCCCAAGAACAGACACCCUGGGUGGAGCCGGGGAUCUGUGGCCUACCAUGCAGAUGACGGGAAGAUUUUCCAUGGCAGUGGAGUUGGGGAUCCUUUCGGCCCCCGCUGUUUCGAGGGUGAUGUCAUGGGCUGUGGGAUCAUGUUUCCUCGGGAUUACAUUCUGAACAGUGAAGAUGACAGCGAUGAUGGGGAAAACGUAGAGGUGCAACCCAAGCAGAGAAGAGUCCAGAAUGUGCUGUAUUUUAAUGAUGAAGAUGAGGAAGAGGAGGAUGGCGAGGAGAUGGAGCAGGAGCAUGAGGGCAGGAAAGUCAUGGUUUUCUUCACCCGAAACGGAAAGAUCAUCGGCAAGCGGGAGGUGGUGGUGCCCCCUGGGGGAUUCUACCCAACCAUCGGUAUGCUCAGCAGUGGGGAGAAGGUGAAGGUUGACCUCCACCCUCUGAGUGGUUAAGGAGUGGUGGGCCAUGAAAGCAUUUCCAGGGGAAGGACCUGAAGCAGAACAAGACACGCCGUUCAACAACUCCGCUCUGAGCGAAGAGAUGAAGAGAGCAGGAACUCGCUGUACUUCUACCCUUGAAACCUGUGACCUCCGCUUAUCACGCAUAGCUUUCAGUCACUUAAAACGGUCAGUUUCCAUACUGGACCCCCCACUUGCUCAGUGCAAUGUAAUGCUUUCAGUAUAAAGCAAAGAGAUGUUGUCUGCCUAGUAUGGGACAUUUAUGGUUUUGUAAGACUGCUUAUCUUAAAUAUCUAAAACUUCUGUUGGUUCAGCUAGCAGGAAAGUCCUCUGAUGUGCCCUUGGUGAACAAUUUAUGCCAAGUUGUUUUGCAGAGACUGUAUUAACACCUGUGGCCACUAGGGGUUCCCAUUUCUCCAAGAUGCUCUCCAAGGUCGUUCUUUUACUUGAGGUAUUUAAUGAUGGACUUGGUGGUGACACUUUAAAAUUCAUGUAGUGCUGAUCAGAUUUAACUUACUUUCUUUGGUGACUUAUGCAUAAAUAGGUAAAAUAUAUUAAUGAUUAAAUUAUUAGUAUAUAAAUAAAUAUAAACUAUAGAAAUCAAUCUAUUUUUGUUAUUACAGAUACUAUAACCCUGAUUCAAGGAUAUCGCUGUGGUGAACAGCACAUAGAUCCUCAUGCAUAUUCUAAUCAUGAUGAUGUGGAAAAGACCUCUAAGGUGAAUUGAGUGGGCAGACAUUUGUUGUUAGCCACAGAUGUCAUUUACAUUUUCUGUACCAACUCACUGCUAUUGAUUAAUGGAGGACAAAAGUUAUUAUUGGGUUGUAUGUAGCCUCCCAGUGUGCUAUUGAUCUGCUAAAUGGGAAUAACACAUGUGCAUAUUAUAUGAGAAAGGAAACUGAGUCUCCCUUCUCCACCUUUUCUGUUCUCAGGAAUAGAGGGGUCAGUUCAUAAACUUUGUUAGCCAUGCUGCUGCCUCCUUAGCUAAAUUUGAGACUGCAGUAGAAAAUGAACAUGCAGCCUUGUAAAACUUGUCAUGUAGUUACAUGUAGGCAUAUAAAUGAUAGGAAAACUUUUGCUAAUGCUAACUAUGCACAAAUUACAGGAAGUGCUGAAUAACUGGGCUGCACUGAGGUCAGUGCUGGAGGUGCUGCUCAGUCGCUGGGUUGCAGGCUUGGUCAAGUGAAAGCUGGAUCAAGCACAGAUCCCAGCCACAGCAUGUGUCCAGGUGUUCCUUUGUCUGAGAGUCCCAUCUCGCUGUGAUUUUAGAGCACCUCACAGGCCUCAUACAGGAAACAGUAUAGCAGCAUGAAAUAUACAUGUAUGUCAUUUUGAGCAGAUAUCCUGUGAUCGAAGCACUGUCAAAUAAUUGAGACAAAAAAUCGGUUUUUUGAUUCUGGUCUUGUUCAUAGUUCGUUUAACUCACGUAUUUACUACAUUAGCCAGCACUUUAGUUGUCUGGUCUUCUCUGAGAACCAGGAUGGGAUAUUUUUAGUGCCACCAACUCAAAGAAAAAAAUGGUUUAAGGGGUUAGGUUAUACACAGCUUCUUUUAAAAUCUUUUUAUUCUGUACAAGUUUUUGGAGACAUUUCUGUAACCAGUAACUAAGUGAAGCUGGCACAGUCAAGCUGUUAUGCCAUGACUUCAUUAUUUAGUUGUGUUGAUUAUUAUCAGUGUUGGAGAAAUACUGUACAUCAGCACCACAGUUCAAUACAUUGUGUCAGGAGAUUGGGUGUCUUUUUUUUUUUUUUUUUUUUUUUU
This is a messenger RNA of Scleropages formosus (Asian bonytongue), 3223 nucleotides long. RefSeq names its product SPRY domain containing 3 (gene spryd3). Lineage: Eukaryota; Metazoa; Chordata; Actinopteri; Osteoglossiformes; Osteoglossidae. Gene Ontology annotation, molecular function: protein binding. The transcript has 11 exons. The coding region runs from base 200 to 1456 and encodes 418 amino acids. The record is from RefSeq and is a predicted model, not a curated record.